AAGACGGGCCGCUCUUCGGGCACCGCUUUCGUCGUCUUUGACCGCAAAGCCGACGCUAUCGUCGCCUUUAAUACUUACCAAAACAUAACUCUCGACGGUCGUCCGCUUCGUCUGACACUAGUCGAUGGCAACAGCUCUGGAGGCCAUCAAAGGGCGGGUAAUCUGAACUCUCGCCUCAAGUCGGGCCCCAAACCGGUAUUCAAGGCGUCGGGUCGUGACCUCUGGAAUGAUUUGGCGAAGGGUUACGACUCGAGUCCCGCCGAAGAGCAGGGAUUCAAUCGAAACAAGAGAUCACAUAAUUUCUAUGAGAAGAAAGAGAAAGUGAUGUUAACUACUGAUGAGUUGGACACCGAUCUCGACGACUAUUUGGCGCAAAGAAACAAAUAG
Messenger RNA from Medioppia subpectinata, 387 nucleotides. The record is from the annotation of a GenBank genome assembly. Lineage: Eukaryota; Metazoa; Arthropoda; Arachnida; Sarcoptiformes; Oppiidae.